AUGGACGAUACUAAUGUGAUGGGAGGCUUUCGCUUUGUCCAGUCGAUCCUCUCCGUCAUCGCCAUGACCUGCGGCCUUCCCCUCCAUGCCCAGCACAAUUCCCAGCUGUUGUCCUCCAAGACUCCGCCUGUCGACCAGCACCGCAACAUGGCCCGGCUCAUCCCUCCCCAGCUUGCCUCGCAGUACACGUCAUGGCUGCAGGUCAUCUAUAAGCCGUCAACUUGCGUCAUGACGAGCGAUCAGACCAUCUCCUACGUCAAGCGGUACAUCCUCGGGGCCAGGUUCCGCCUAGAGAACAACAGGAGCAGAGAAGCAGGAGGGGGGAGCGCAGACAGCGAUAAGGGCAAGGCGAACCAUGGCCCGCGGGUUGAUAGCAAGAAGGCCAGGGACCUCGUGCGGGCCUGCAUGAACGACACCGUUGUGCUGUAUGAGGACCACGACGUCGACGGAACCGACAUAGCUCAAGGUCUGGUUCCCUUCAGUUGUGCCUCAAGGAAUGCUGGCUGA
This is a messenger RNA of Guillardia theta CCMP2712, 507 nucleotides long. RefSeq lists its product as hypothetical. NCBI's taxonomy places the organism in Eukaryota, Cryptophyceae, Pyrenomonadales, Geminigeraceae. The coding region runs from base 1 to 507 and encodes 168 amino acids. The transcript has 6 exons. The record is from RefSeq and is a predicted model, not a curated record.